AUGUUCGAUACCUUGAAGAACUGGUUCUCGCCCGCCCAGGAGACCGAGAACAAAUGGAACGCUCGCAAUGUGGAAUUGCAGCAACCCAACGGUCCUUCCGGCCCUAGCAUGAAUAACGAGGCUGUCACUCAACAACCCGGGGGUCCCGAACAGAUGAACGUCCACAUGCGAGGUGGUGGUGAGGGUGAGGAUGUUUGCUGCGGAGUGUAA
Molecule: messenger RNA, 210 nt
Organism: Penicillium diatomitis
Lineage: Eukaryota; Fungi; Ascomycota; Eurotiomycetes; Eurotiales; Aspergillaceae
Exons: 2
Coding region: 1-210 (69 amino acids)
Source: RefSeq, a predicted model, not a curated record